This is a messenger RNA of Vanrija pseudolonga, 1818 nucleotides long. It is a transcript of the gene cysA, whose product is annotated as Serine O-succinyltransferase. Gene Ontology annotation, cellular component: mitochondrion. Gene Ontology annotation, biological process: L-homoserine metabolic process. The transcript is spliced from 2 exons. The record is from RefSeq and is a predicted model, not a curated record. Lineage: Eukaryota; Fungi; Basidiomycota; Tremellomycetes; Trichosporonales; Trichosporonaceae. Gene Ontology annotation, molecular function: L-serine O-acetyltransferase activity; homoserine O-acetyltransferase activity. The coding region runs from base 1 to 1737 and encodes 578 amino acids.
AUGCCACCCCGAGCCCCCCUCCCGCGUAGCCUGCACCUCCCUACGGGCCCAAAGCCCAAGGUGACACCGCGCAAGCCGCACCUGUCAAAGCUGCACCUCGACAGCGCGCUGCUCGCCCCCGCGGCCGAGAGCCUCCCGUUCAGCAGCGCGCCGCCGUUCGUGCCCCCCGCCGCGCCGCAGAUCCCCCCGCGCCGCCGGCCAGCAUUCAGCCCCGGAGGCUUCGGCCUGACGUCCCGCGAGGCGCCGAAGGCCACAGAUAUCCUCGGCCUCGGGCGACGACGAAAGCCCGUCGAGGCCGCCACGGGCGACUCGAAGACCGAGGCUGAGAUUGAGCGCCGGAGGGCCGAGAUCGCAAAGGACGAGGCGGCGCAGGAGGGGUCCAAGCCUGAGGGCGAGGCCGAGGCUUGCUAUGUUCCCCCACCCACCACUCUUCACUACCACUCACCUGGGCCCCUGCCGCUCGUCUACUCGGACACGCCUCUGCCCCCGCACCAGCUCGCAUACGAAACCUGGGGCACGCUCAACGAGGCGCGCGACAACGCCAUCAUCCUGCACACUGGCCUGUCGGCCUCGUCGCACGUCGCAAGCGGCGGCAACGACGUCGCGCACGCGACCUCGUCCAAGCCCGGCUGGUGGGAGGACUUUGUGGGGCCUGACAAGCCGAUUGACACGAACCGCUUCUUUGUCAUCUGCACCAACGUCCUCGGCGGGUGCUUUGGCUCGACGGGCCCGUCGAGCCCGUACCCGCCCGGAGACGGGCAGGUGCGCUGGGCGACGCGCUUCCCCAUGCUCUCGAUCCACGACAUGACGCGCGCGCAGCUCGGCCUGCUCGACUACCUCGGCAUCGACAAGCUGUACGCCUGUAUCGGCAGCAGCAUGGGCGGCAUGUCGAGCCUGUCCAUGACGUACCUCGCGCCCGAGCGCGUCGGCCGCGUCGCGUCCAUCUCGGCCACGGGCCGCUCGGGCCUCAACGGCGUAGGCAUGCGAUACGCCCAGCGCUCAGUGCUCAUGGCCGACCCGAACUGGAACCGCGGUUUCUACUACGACGGCAUCCCGCCGCACGAGGGCAUGAAGCUGGCAAGGCAGAUUGCCACGAUCACGUACAGGUCUGGACCGGAAUGGGAGCAGCGGUUCGGCCGCCGCAUGCUCAGCGAGGAGCAGGACGGCGGGCCGGGCACGCCGCGCCUGUCGCCCGACUUCCUCAUCGAGACGUACCUCGACCACCAGGGCGAGCGCUUCUGCCUGACAUAUGACGCCAACUCGCUCAUCUACCUGUCGAAAGCGAUGGACCUGUUUGAUAUGACGGCGCCGGCGCUCGAGCAGCUCGCAAAGCAGUACAACGAGCGGUAUCCCGACGCGGCGCCGUUCCCGCUGCCGUCUGACCCGCCGGCGGUGAGCGCGGCCGACAACUCGCCGCGACCAGGCAGCGUGCCGAUCCCCGAGGAGUCGAGCGCGACGAAGAAGGCAAAGGAGCGCUUCAUCCCCACGUCCAAGUCGGUACACCUCCCCGAGCUGGCGGCGGGCCUCAAGCGCCUCAAGGACAUCCCGGCGCUCAUCCUCGGCGUGCAGAGCGACGUGCUCUUCAACGUCGAGCAGCAGCGCGAGCUGGCCGACGCGCUCAAGCUCGCGGGUAACCGCAAGGUGGCGUACUAUGAGCUCGGCGGCGUGUGGGGCCACGACACGUUCUUGCUGGACGUGCAGUCUGUCGGCGGCGCGAUCAGGGGCUUCUUGAUGUAAACACGGGUGGAAGUGAAGACAAAACGCCCAAGGGCGACAAUAGUUGUAUACUACUAGGCUCAGAGCCAUGCAUGUAUGAGC